Molecule: messenger RNA, 3209 nt
Organism: Nomia melanderi (Alkali bee)
Lineage: Eukaryota; Metazoa; Arthropoda; Insecta; Hymenoptera; Halictidae
Product: PAX3- and PAX7-binding protein 1
Biological process (GO): spliceosomal complex disassembly; mRNA splicing, via spliceosome
Cellular component (GO): nucleus; U2-type post-mRNA release spliceosomal complex
Molecular function (GO): DNA binding
Source: RefSeq, a predicted model, not a curated record
CGGUGACGGUUAGAGUUUCGAACCUCUUGCAUCUGUAAUAUAUGAUCAUUAUUUCUAGUACUUUUUUUUAUAAAUUGUAAAUGUUCAUAGUGUCUUUGUUAUAAUUAUUGUAUAAUUUUAUCGUUGAAACGAAAAUAUUGGGACGAGAAAAAUGUUACGAGAAAGUCUGCAUAAAAUUAUGAAUUAUAAUUUAUACGUAGCCCUCUAUCGGUGACUGGAGAAAUUUUGAAACACGUAGUCAAAGUCGGCUCUACAGUGAUUCUUGUCCAACGGAUAAUCCAUAUUACAAUUUCACGAGUGUCGCGUGUUUCUGGUCUGUAUCGUGCAUUUAUGAAUUGAAAAUAUGCAGUGAUAUGAAUAUAAAUAUACGUUGAGAGAAAUAUUCCGUGUGCCAUGAGAGUUUGCAUGCGUGUACGGACACCGUUUUGAGGAAAUAACGCCGCAGAGGUGUACGUGUGGGAUUUCAAAACGGACUGGUUUAUGUUAGAGACGAUGUCAUUAUUCAAUAAACCGAAGAGGAAUAUCCGACGUCGACACUUCAACGACGAUGACGAGGAUAAUGAGAACAGAAUGGAGGUGGAGGACACGCAGCCAGUUAAGUCUAAGACAAAGAAGAAAGAUAAACCGAAGCAGACGCUUCUUAGUUUUGGAGAGGAGCUGGAGGAAGCGGACGAUGGUGAAGUCUUUAAAGUGAAGAAAUCAUCGAGGAGCAAAAAGUUGAUGAAACAGCUAGAUCAUGAGAGGAGAAAAAAGAAAGGUGAAGAGAAAAUGCAAGUGGACUCUGAGCAAGCGAACAUGUCCAUUAAACAGGAAAAAGAUUUAGAAAUAAAGACAGAUGAUCUAGUAGUUAAAAUAAAAAAUACUGGACCCUUAAUCUUAAAUGGACGAGCUGCAUUAGCAGCCGGAAAAGAUGAUUACACGUCUGAUGAAGAAGAUGACGAACCACGUAGUCACAAAUUCAGAAGGAAUACAGAUAAAGCCGAUACUAUGAAGAUUCUACUUGAAAGUGGUUGUAUACCUGAUGCCGCUAUGAUUCACGCAGCUAGAAAGUGUAGACAGAAAGCAAGAGAAUUAGGAACUGAUUUUAUUCCUGUCGAAGAGCAAAGCGAUGAUAAGGGGAAAUCAAGACUUAUCAGGGAAGAAGACCAUGAUAGAAGCGAUGACGAUGAUUCUCAGGAUAGAAUCGAUAUGACUGUUAACACUGAAGCUCGAGAUAAAGAAAAAAGAAGAGAAGCAUUCCUUGCUUCGCAAGCACCAAUAAAACUUUCCGAUGAUGAAAGUGAACACGAAAACGAAGAGGAAGAAUGGGAAGCUCAACAAAUCAGGAAAGGUGUUACAGGGGCACAGAUUGCAGCGGUACAGCAGGACUCUAUGAUGCAGCAGCAAUACUCGAUGGGUAUGAAUGUGAAUCAGAUAAUGGGAAGUGGAGUACCUUUAGAAAUGGUAAUGAUGCCAGCUCCGCCACCUCCACCAACGAUUCAUCCACCAGACCCAACAAAAAUAGUACCAGUCACUCCCCAAGAAGUUGUCAAUAAGAUGCGUGCAAGAUUGGACAGUUUGAAAGAAGUACAUCGACGUCAUCAAUUAGAUCAGGAUCGUUUAGAACAAGAAUUAAGACAGACUAUGAAAGAACUGGACGAUGGCGAAAUUCGCGCACCACAGCUUGCACAGCGCUUCAGAUAUUACCAAGAGUUGCGUGGGUAUGUCACUGACUUGGUAGAGUGUCUUGAUGAGAAGCUGCCUCUGGUUGUUGGAUUGGAGCAACGUUGGUUAGAUCUUUAUAGUGAACGUGCGACUGAGCUAAUGGAAAGAAGACGACAGGACACGAGAGAUCAAGCCGAAGAAAUUACUACAGCUGCAAGAGGCCAGCCAAUACGAAGGGGACCAGAAGUUGAAGCUCGCAUUCGUCGAGCAACAGAAAGAGAAGGAAGAAGGGCUCGUCGAAGAAGAGCCAGAGAACUAGCUCCUACAUUACCCAAACAUAUUGAUGGAAUGUCUAGCGACGAUGAAGUUACUGAACAGCAAAAUCUUGCUUUUAAACAAACGAAAGAUGAAAUCGAUAACGAAAGCAAAGAUAUCUUCUUUGAUGUAAUGGACGAGUACUGCACAUUGAGAGGAAUACUAACAAAGUUGGAGUCUUGGAGAGAAACGGAUAGAGAUGCUUAUAUGGAGGCUUACGUUUCUUUAUGUAUACCUAAAAUCAUAUCUCCUAUCAUUAGAUUACAGUUACUUACAUGGAAUCCAAUUAUGGAGAGCGCUGACAUAGAAAGAACGAAGUGGUACAACACACUAUUGUUGUAUGCGUUAGAUAAUAAAGAAACUGAGGAAUCGCUUAAAAGGGAUCCAGAUGUUAGAUUGGUACCGUCAACGGUGGAAAAAAUUGUAUUACCUAGACUGACAUCUAUAGUCGACAAAAUAUGGGAUCCAAUGUCAACGUCACAGACAUUACGACUCGUAGGCACAGUGAAUCGUCUUAUUAGAGACUACCCGAAUUUAAAUGAUACCAGUAAACAAUUAGAAACACUAUUUAAUACCAUAUUAGACAAAAUUAAAGCAGCAGUAGAGAAUGAUGUUUUUAUACCAAUUUUUCCGAAACAAGUUCUGGACACUAAACAUCAAUUUUUUCAAAGGCAGUUCUCGAUGGCAGUUAAGCUGUUGAGAAAUUUAUUAAGCUGGCAAGGUCUUCUCGGUGACACACAGUUGAAAAACUUAGCUCUUGGUUCGUUGUUGAAUCGAUACCUUCUAGCUGGUUUGAGAGUUUCUGCUCCAACUGAUGCUUUGUUCAAAGCAAACAUGGUAAUGAGUACAUUGCCCCGUGCAUGGUUGCAAGGCGAAACAAUAGAACAUCUAAGAAUGUUUGCUACGCUUAUACAACAACUUAGUGAACAAUUAGACCAAGCAAAUCCAGCGCAUAACGAAGCCUGGGAAUAUUCGAAGUCCAUCCUGAAAAUAAUCAAGCCUUUGUAAUGUAUUAAUUGUGUACGCAUUUCUUGAUACUUUACGGUACAUUCAUUUUACAAUAUUCAUUAAUACGCCUAUCUAUAGUUUUGUACGCACCUGAAAGGAUCUUAUACAUGGCGAAUUGCAGUACAAUUUACUUGUGUAAUAUAUAAGAAUGUAAUUUUGUAUAGAAAUAAAUUAAAUUAGAUUCUGAUAACAGUACACUUUCCAAUGGCAGUUGUAAAUAAGAAAGAACAGUAUGUGAAAAU